Messenger RNA from Camellia sinensis, 480 nucleotides. NCBI's taxonomy places the organism in Eukaryota, Viridiplantae, Streptophyta, Magnoliopsida, Ericales, Theaceae. The record is from RefSeq and is a predicted model, not a curated record.
CUCUCUUCAAAAUCAACUCUACGCAAGAGGGGACAUUCUCAUUCUCAUUCUCAUUCUCAUUCUCAGACGAGCUCAAGCUCAAGAUAAUAAAAUAAAAAAAUGGCAAUUUCAAUGUCUACCCUCACAUCUUCAUUCGCUUCUCUCUCUUUCUCUUCACAGAUUUCCCAAAACCCCCACUCCCUCUCAUUUCCCCGAUCGAAGCCGCCUCGCGUGGUGGUCGCAACCCCAAGGCUCGCCGUCGUCGCCUCCGCCGUCGCCGCCCCCUCCGCCGUCGAUUUAGAAACAACGAAUCUGAAGAAGUACGUGAAAUCGAGGCUUCCUGGUGGCUUCGCCGCCCAGACCAUCUUCGGCACCGGCCGCAGAAAAUGCGCCAUCGCUCGCGUCGUUCUCCAGGAAGGAACUGGCAAACUCAUCAUCAAUUACCGCGACGCCAAGGUACCUCUCACUCUACCGCUCGUUUUUUAGCAAAAAAGUUAAAAA